Mytilus trossulus (common blue mussel) is the source of this 858-nucleotide messenger RNA. RefSeq names its product E3 ubiquitin-protein ligase TRIM33-like. Gene Ontology annotation, molecular function: zinc ion binding. Bases 1 to 858 code for a protein of 285 amino acids. NCBI's taxonomy places the organism in Eukaryota, Metazoa, Mollusca, Bivalvia, Mytilida, Mytilidae. The record is from RefSeq and is a predicted model, not a curated record. The transcript has a single exon.
AUGGCUGUUCCUCAUUCCAGUGAUGAAGCCCAGAUUCCAGCUUUGUGUCAGUUUUGUGAAGAAUCUAACAUUAAGUGGAAAUGUAUAAACUGUGAUUUAUUUUUAUGUCAACUUUGUAAUUCAAGGAUUCAUAACAAAAGUAAAGCUUCUAAAGAUCAUACUAUAAUAAACUUAAAAGAUUGUGGAACUGAGGAGACAAGAUCUACAAUGUUAAAGGCAGAUCUACAGAAUAUACCAUGUACAAUCCACAGUGAAAGAAAAUGCUGGGUUUAUUGUAAUAACUGCGCUCAUCCUAUUUGUGCAGAUUGUUCAAUUGAGUCACAUCAAAAACACGAAUACAAACAACUUGAUGCUGUCUUUAAUGCCAUUAUUUCGGCGAUAGAUGAGCUUAAGAGAAGAAUAGAUAACGAUAUUAAAUGGUAUGAACAUGAAGAAUUGAAUCUAGAACAACUUCUCUCAGAUGGAGAUAAAAAUUUCCAAGAUACAAAGGAUAGAAUAAUUGAAACCGAAAAAGAAAUGAAAGAUACAAUAUCACGCUAUGCUAGUGAUCUUUUGCAAGAACUCGAAACAAAAUGGAGGCCGCAAGAAAUUAAAAUCAAACGAGAACUUUCACAUGUUGUGAAGAAUAAAGAUGACUUGAUUUCUAGGAAAGUCGUACUAGAUAAUACACUCCAAUCUCGCCAAUCGUCAGACAUUUUUUCUGUGAGUAAAUCACUAGUGAAAACAAUGCCAGAAAAAUCAAAAACAGUGAUCAAUCUCAAAAAGACAAAAUUUUUUGAAGGAUUCAAACUUAAGAAUAGUAAGAGUGAAAUGAGUGCGGUGUUUGGGAAUAUUAAAAUUGCCUCAAAUUUAGAAUAA